Strongylocentrotus purpuratus (purple sea urchin) is the source of this 471-nucleotide messenger RNA. RefSeq names its product sodium/potassium/calcium exchanger 1-like. The transcript has a single exon. Lineage: Eukaryota; Metazoa; Echinodermata; Echinoidea; Camarodonta; Strongylocentrotidae. The coding region runs from base 1 to 471 and encodes 156 amino acids. The record is from RefSeq and is a predicted model, not a curated record.
AUGGGAGAGGCAAGUGGAAGAGAAAAAGAAGGAGAGUAUGAAGGAUUAGACGAUGUUAAACGAACUGUAGAGGGCGUUACAAGAUAUGUCGCAAGAGAAGAUGAUGGUGGUGGUGAUGGUGAUGGUGAUGCUGAUGAUGAAGAGGGUGAGAUGGGAGAGGCGAGUGGAAGAGAAAAAGAAGGAGAGUAUGAAGGAUUAGACGAUGUUAAACGAACUGUAGAGGGCGUUACAAGAUAUGUCGCAAGAGAUGAUGAUGGUGGUGGUGAUGCUGAUGCUGAUGAUGAAGAGGGUGAGAUGGGAGAGGCGAGUGGAAGAGAAAAAGAAGGAGAGUAUGAAGAAUUAGACGAUGUUAAACGAUCUUUAGAGGGCGUUACAAGAUAUGUCGCAAGAGAUGAUGAUGGUGGUGGUGAUGCUGAUGGUGGUGGUGGUGGGGUAGGAGUGUUCCAAGGACCGUUAGUCGAAUGCGGUUGA